Molecule: messenger RNA, 1616 nt
Organism: Actinia tenebrosa (Australian red waratah sea anemone)
Lineage: Eukaryota; Metazoa; Cnidaria; Anthozoa; Actiniaria; Actiniidae
Cellular component (GO): nucleus
Molecular function (GO): cis-regulatory region sequence-specific DNA binding
Source: RefSeq, a predicted model, not a curated record
UACAUCAUGAUACAUGAAAUCGUAGGUUUUUAUUGUAUUAACCGACUAACCUAGAAAGUGAAAUACUGGAUGGAACCGAAAGCGAAUUUAACAAGAUAAAAGGCUGUUGCGUCUUUUAGAUUACAUGUAAAAACUUUGAACAUUUCUCCUUUAGAUGGAAGUUGAAUAUCGAAUUUCUUUUUUGAAGUUAUUAAUCUUUAACACAUCCAUUUCGCAAGGAAAAGUCAGAGUUCUUGCUAAAAGAUAACGCGAACUUGAUAUUUGGGCUAACAACGCUCAUUUAUCCUUCCUGGAUGGCUGGAACCAAAGUCAUUUUGUUAUCAUUAUCAUGCUGUCUUCUCUUGGCCACGAUAAAGACCGAGACCUUCCAAUGGACUGAGAAUGUUGAUACGGACGCCAGCUUUUCUACUUGUCAACAUUCAGACUGCUUAAUGAUUAAUCGACACUCCAAUUUAAGUAUUCGAGAGUUUGUUGAAAACUACGAUGGAAAAAGACCUGUUCUUAUAACAGAUGUUUUAAAAAACUUUGGAGCUAUGAAUUGGAGUAAAGAAUAUUUUUCCAGUCGCUAUGGAGAUCAAAAGGUUUUUAUGAAAGCUGUGCAAGGAGCCAUGCAUCAAGCUCAAAGCUUUGCUGUUAGUAUUGAUGUAUAUAGCCAGCAUUCUCACGAAGGAAAGCCAAGUCUAUGGACUUAUGUUGAAGAUGAGUUAUUCAUACAAACUCACCCCGAGCUGAAAGAUGACUUGAAAGAUUUGGAAUACUUAAAAGAGGAUUUUUUUCAACUCCUACCAACUGAAGUACGGCCCUGGAAUGCAAUGCUUCUUUGGGGAACUCCAUACUCGAGAUCAUCUCUUCACAUUGAUCCAUAUAACUGGACAGGAACUAAUGCAGUUUUCUAUGGAUCAAAAAUAUGGAAGCUGUACYCUCCUGGUCAAGAUGAAUACCUUUAUGUCUAUGACAAACAACGUUGCAAAUUCCCAUUGGAUUGCUUCAAAUAUAACAGUGCAGUUGAUGCCUUUGCUCCAGAUCACAAGACGUAUCCAAUGUUUCAUAAAGCCAAGGCCAUCACGUUAACUCAAAAGGCUGGUGAACUUUUGAUCAUUCCAACAGGAUGGUUCCAUCAGGCUUUCAAUCCAGAAGAAACCAUAGCUGUUAGUAGUCAAGUUAUGAAUUCACAGAACUACAAGAUUGUCAUUGAGGAAAUAUUUAAAGCAGGUGAAAUUGACAGGAACAAGGUCCCCGCGAAUUUUGAGGAGUUAUCUCCUGUGGAACAGGUCAAAACUCUUGCAAGACUUAUACCAAAUGAAGUUCUUGCUAAGGGCAAGAAAGUGACGGAGGAUAUCUUGAAUCAAUUAAAAUGAUAUUAGAAACAAGCAAAUGAUAAAUAGACAAAAUUGGAAUCAGUACCUCAUUAAUCAGGGCCAAUAAAUUGAAUUAUUAUUUUUUUAUUAUCAUGAGACUUUUAUUUAUUUGCAUAUAUUAAUUAUCUACAAAAUUACGGAACUUACAUGGUUGUUUCGGGUCAACUACAAUUUAAAAUUUUAUUGCAUGGCUUUAUAAAUUACAGGACGUAGACAGGGGGUGGCCAAGAAUUUGUAAAAAUAAAACGUAAAAAAUAA